AUGGAACCGCAAUCGAGGCACAUUUAUGUCUCAGCUGACGAUGAAAUACCGAUCCGUCUUCAUGUGCUCCAACGAGCCAUGGAAGAUGAGCACCAACGGAUGGGACAUAUGGCAGACGUGACUGAGUCGACUAUAACGCAAUGUCCUGAGCUUCCGGCUGGGCCGAGCUCGAUGUUGAGUUCUGAGGCAGGUCCCAUCCACCCCUUUUUCCGAAAAGAAGCUUUUACUGAUACUGACAUCCAUUAUGCAGGCCUCAACCAUACCAAAUUCCCUAUUAGUGAUCGCCUCUACGACGCGCUGAAGCCAAGCUUGCGACUAGCCAGUUUAUUUCUGCAACAAGGUCGCUCAUUCUGGAUGCUUGUACUGUACGCAAUCGAGCGCUGCGACGAUGACGGCGACAGAUAUCUUGACCCACGCUAUACGACGACAAAAGAAAGGUUCGACUAUAGCCGAUUCGAGGCGGCUAUGGAGAGGAUCCAAGCGUUGACUUCGAUACAUUGUCAUGAGGAGGGCGCUGAAGACGCUUUGGGUUGCUCGAUAGCCAUUUGGCUUUCGAGACCGAUGACGAAGAAAGAACCUCUGUUAUAUCGUAUGUCGAUCAGCAAACAGCUUCUAGCGUUGUUGCUGGAUCAAGAAAUCUGGUCCUCUCGGACACUUGAAGAGAAGUCGGUGGUCUACAUCACAAUAGCCACGACGCUUGUGCAUGAAUUUACGCACACACUAUACAAAUAUCGACAGAGAAUGUUCAAUGCGGACUACGGAGCCUCUGAAGAUGGCACGUGGUACCUGCUACCAGAAUCGAGUGUUUGUCCUUGGGCUCGCAAAGAGCUUGGUAUUUCAUGGGAAGUCUUCCAAUUCGGUGGCCAGGCAGUCAAUGGCUGUGUGACUUCGUCGUCUGAAUCUGAAACUGAAAUGGAGAGAUUCCCCAAGGGUCACGGUAUGUUUCUAAUUCCACCAGAGGACGACAAGAUCCGUCUACCCAUUGCUCCAGUGAGUUUCAUGUCCUGGUUGCAUGAAGCAACCUGGAUGUCUAAAGAUCCGAUGGACAUCUUCAUCCAGCAUGACACCGAGGAGGAAGCGCCAUCAGUAUCUCGGCAAGCCACUGAUGUUAAGCACUGUAAAUCGGCUAAUGAUUGCAUGGUUGUCCUGUGA
Molecule: messenger RNA, 1152 nt
Organism: Lithohypha guttulata
Lineage: Eukaryota; Fungi; Ascomycota; Eurotiomycetes; Chaetothyriales; Trichomeriaceae
Exons: 2
Coding region: 1-1152 (383 amino acids)
Source: RefSeq, a predicted model, not a curated record